Petromyzon marinus (sea lamprey) is the source of this 2578-nucleotide messenger RNA. NCBI's taxonomy places the organism in Eukaryota, Metazoa, Chordata, Hyperoartia, Petromyzontiformes, Petromyzontidae. The record is from RefSeq and is a predicted model, not a curated record.
CCGGAGUUUAUAUUUUUCCUCCUCAGAUCUCCGAAGCCGCCAUCUGACUCGACCACGAAGCGGUGGUGCAGCGAGCGACCACUGUGGCUGUGAUCGUUGUUGCGGCUGUGAUCGUUGUUGCGGCUGUGAUCGUUGUUGCGGCUGUGAUCGUUGUUGCGGCUGUGAUCGUUGUUGCGGCUGUGAUAUUUGCUGCAUAUCUCUGCGAUUGACGCUGCGAUCGUUGUCGUCGUUGUGAUCGUUGUUGUGAUCGUUGUCGCGAUCGUUGUUGUGGUUGUGAUCGUUGUUGUGAUCGUCGCUGUGGUUUGUGAUUGCUGCUGUGAUCGUCGUUGUGUUUGUGAUCGUUGUUGUGACCGCUGUGGUUUGUGACUGCUGCUGUGAUCGUCGUUGUGUUUGUGAUCGUUGUUGUGACCGCUGUGGUUUGUGACUGCUGCUGUGAUCGUCGUUGUGUUUGUGAUCGUUGUUGUGGUUGUUCGAACAUCGCCCCCCCCCCACCUGCCCCCCACCUCAGCGUGCUCAAGGCCGCGGACCGCGAGCGCCGCUUGUCCAUCGAGGUGUGGGACUGGGACCUGACGUCACGCAACGACUUCAUGGGGGCCCUCUCCUUCGGCGUGUCCGAGCUCACCAAGUCCCCCGCCAACGGCUGGUACAAGCUGCUGAGCCAGGAGGAGGGCGAGUACUACAACGCGCCCAUCCCGGACGGCGGGCCCGAGGACAGCUUGCUCGUGCGCGACAGGAUGGAGAGGGCCCACCUGGGUGGCAGGGGCCCCAUGGGGGGGGUCAUCACCCCCCCCAUCGCCACCCCCGAGUCCGAUCGAUCUCCGUCGCCGUCCGUGGGAGGCCCCCACAAGCUACGGCUGCAGGAUUUCACCUUCCUCACGGUGCUCGGCAAAGGCAGUUUCGGCAAGGUGAUGCUGGCGGAGCGCAAGGGCACCGAGGAGCUGUACGCCAUCAAGAUCCUGAAGAAGGACAUCGUGAUCCAGGACGACGACGUGGAGUGCACGCUAGUGGAGAAGCGCGUGCUGGCGCUGUCCGACAAGCCGCCCUUCCUCACCCAGCUGCACUCCUGCUUCCAGACUGUGGACCGGCUGUACUUCGUGAUGGAGUACAUCACGGGGGGUGACCUCAUGUUUCAGAUCCAGCAGCUGAGCAAGUUCAAGGAGCCGCACGCAGUGUUCUAUGCAGGAGAGAUCGCGAUCGGCCUUUUCUACCUCCACAGCAAACGCAUCAUUUACAGGGACCUGAAGCUAGAUAACGUGAUGCUGGACGCCGAGGGCCACAUCAAGAUCGCCGACUUUGGGAUGUGCAAGGAGAACAUGGGGGACGGCGCCACCACACGGACCUUCUGCGGCACGCCCGACUACAUCGCGCCUGAGAUCAUCGCGUAUCAGCCUUACGGGAAGUCCGUGGACUGGUGGGCGUUCGGAGUUCUUCUGUACGAGAUGCUGGCUGGACAGCCGCCGUUUGACGGGGAGGACGAGGAGGAGCUGUUCCAGUCCAUCAUGGAGCACAGCGUCUCCUACCCCAAGGCCAUGUCCCGCGAGGCGGUGUCCAUCUGCAAAGGGUUCAUGACCAAGCACCCUGGCAAGCGGCUGGGCUGCGGGGCGGACGGCGAGCGGGACGUGCGCGAGCACGUCUUCUUCCGCCGCAUCGACUGGGAUCGCCUGCAGAGGCGCGAGGUGCAGCCUCCGUUCCGGCCCAAGGCGGCCGGGAGGAACGCGGAGAACUUCGACAAGUACUUCACCAAGACGGCGCCCAUGCUCACCCCGCCGGACGACACGGUCAUCUCCACGAUCGACCAGGCCGACUUCCAGGACUUCUCCUGUCUCAACUCCAACUUCGUCUACCAGCCCUGCGCCUGACCCCUCUAGGCCUUCUGCAUCGUCCGUCCGUCCUUCCACCCACCUACCCACCCCUUUCACCCAUUCAUUCACGUGUUCAUUCCCUCGUCCGUCGAUUCAUCCAUCAAAUUAUCCUUCAAGUAUGUCCAUUUAGUCAUUCUUCUAUCUAUCCAUCAGCGGAUUCAUUCAUUCCUCGCGUAAUAUCGUCUACACCAUCCAGUCAUUCAUUCAUGUAUUCAUUCACCCAUCCAUUGAUCUCCCCACCCCUAGACUAGCCAUCCAUCCAUCCAUUCUUCACUCGAGCAUGUUCCAAUCCACCCAUAACUGUAAAAAAAAUAUGUUUUUUUUACAUUUAUAUGGCGUUUCUCAAAUGCCUCGGCAACUCAAAGCGCCUUACGUCGCAUCUCAUCGAUUCGAAGGGCACCCCCAAUGGCAGCUGUCCCUGCGUGGCACAAGACGACGACUCAGCAGCGGCCUGCAAAAGACCCGCCCCUCCCCCCCCCUUCGAAUGCCCAAUCCUUGACACCUUUUUAGGCCAUGCACCCCACCCCCCACCCCUCUGCCUGGGAGCCCUGUGGAAGAUGCAUCCCAAAAUACGAGCAGCUCUUAGUCUUGCAGCUGCCCCAUUUUUUUUUUAAAUGAUUUGUCGGGCAGGGGACCUCUGCAGUCUAGCGACGUCACCGCACAGCACGCAAACAUUCCAUGGUGCAUCGCGACCCGGGGGGAAGGGAGGGAGGAGG